CAUGGCGAUGUAUGUGGAAGUUGAUGUUUUAAAAAUGGAACCCUCGUUCCCACUUGUUUCACAAUUUUUGAUUACUUUCUUCUUUACCAGUGGUUUAUCGAGUCUGUGAAUUUUUCAUUCAACUCAGCAACAAUUCUGGUUUCUCAGGACUUGCUGUAGCCUGGAGUUUUCAAAGACUUAGCUCACCGCUGCUGACUUUGUAGUCUGGAAUUUGAAGCUGGGCUUCCAAAGAGCAAUGAAGUCUUCUGUUGCACAUGGAAGCAUUGACUAUCCCACCAGAGCGUGGAAAAAGUUGGUAUUUAGCUCUCAUGGCACCCAAUGUAAAGGGCCCACGGUAUGCCUGGCUUGAUCCAUCCAGACUGUACUGUAACCAACAGGCCUUUAAGGACUGCAUUGAAGACUUGCUUCAGCCUUUCCAGAAUGACACCAUUGACCUCAUAGCUGGGAUUGAUGCCAUGGGCUUCAUAUUAGGAGCAGCUAUAGCCAACCGUCUUGGAAAAGGUUUUUUAACAAUCCGGAAAGAGGGUCACAGCUGCAUAGAAACCAAGGGCAAAGCCUACUCCGACUACACAGGUCAACAGAAAGUGUUGGAAAUGCGCACUGAUGUGGUUAAAACAGGUUUACGAGUCCUGUUGGUGGACCAGUGGAUUGAGACUGGAGGCACGAUGGAGGCUGCAAUUGCACUCAUUGAAGAACAAGGUGGAACUAUUGCAGGUAUUGCUACAAUCUGUAUUGAGGAAACUGAACGAGGAAAGCGAAUUAAAGAGAAAUACAAAUGUUCAACCUGUGUCCCCGAUCAUCUGCAGCCUCAAUUUAAUAAUAAAUACCUGGAGACCUUCAAAGCCUUUGAGAGAAAAAAUUCCAGGUGUGCAAAAUAAAUCUGAGUGAAGCAUCA
Molecule: messenger RNA, 895 nt
Organism: Carcharodon carcharias (great white shark)
Lineage: Eukaryota; Metazoa; Chordata; Chondrichthyes; Lamniformes; Lamnidae
Exons: 7
Coding region: 255-878 (207 amino acids)
Molecular function (GO): adenine phosphoribosyltransferase activity
Source: RefSeq, a predicted model, not a curated record